AUGGGAGACGCGACUGUGGCUUCUAGCCAGAAUGGCAGCAAUGGCACCAGCGCCAAUGGCAAGAAGCACAUAUUGAUCAAUGCAUUUGAUAUGUACACCGUGGGCCAUUUGUCGCCUGGGCAGUGGAAGAACCCCAAAGACAAAUCGGCUACAAAGAACAACCUCGAGUACUGGAUUGACCUGGCAAAACUGCUGGAGCGAGGUGGAAUCAAUGCUAUUUUCCUGGCAGACACCACCGGUGGUCAUGAGACAUACGAGGGCAAGUUGGACAACUGCAUGCGGAGAGCCGCUCAAUGGCCAGUGGGAGAUCCUACAAUUCCUAUCUCUGCGAUGGCAGCCGUUACCCAAAACCUGGCGUUUGGCAUCACAGCCUCCACCUCAUUCGAGGCACCGUUCCUAAUGGCCAAGCGCUGGUCGACGUUGGACCAUCUCACCAAUGGUCGAAUGGGCUGGAAUAUCGUCACCUCGUACAAGAAGUCGGCGUUCCAGGCCAUUGGACUAAACACUCCGAUCGAACAUGAUGAACGGUAUCUCCAGGCGGAUGAAUACUUGCGAGUUCUCUACAAGCUCUGGGAAGGCUCGUGGGCCGACGAUGCGGUCUCUCCAAACCCCGAAGCAGACUCAUAUAUCAACCCGGACAAAGUGCGCGAGAUCAACCAUAAGGGCAAAUACUUUUCGCUGAAGACGCGACACAUCGUCGAUCCGUCUCCCCAGCGGACGCCAUUUUUGUUCCAAGCUGGGACAUCACCCGCCGGGUCAGCAUUCGCCUCAACGCACGCAGAAGCAAUCUUCGUCACUUCGCACUCGCCAGAGGUGCUGCGACCCAAGAUUGCGAAUAUCCGCAAACAGGCCGCCGAAGCAGGCCGCGAUCCGCAGUCGAUCAAGUUCUUUGGCACAUUCACACCAAUCAUAGGACGAACGGAUGAAGAGGCAUGGGCCAAAUAUGAGGAACUGAAGAAACACGCUUCCGUGAUCGGAGGACUGGUACUCUUCAGCGGCUGGACGGGUAUCGAUAUCUCGAAGAUCCCGCUGGACGAAGAGAUCACUCCCGCACACUCGCUCGAGGCUGGCAAGGUGACUAGUAUCCUGGACUCGCUGACGAAGACGAGCAAGGACAUACCGAAGUGGACGCCGCGCGUCGUGGCGGAGAAGGCUGCCAUCGGUGGACUGGGGACUGUGGCUAUUGGGAGCCCUACCACGGUGGCGGAUGAAAUGGAGCGCUGGAUCCGUGAGGCUGACCUUGAUGGAUUCAAUAUUGGCCAUGUCAGUAAUCCUGGCACCUUUGAAGAUCUAAUUGAUCUGGUUCUUCCGGAGUUGAGGAAGCGUGGGUUGUACCCUGAGCAGUCGGCUAGUGAGCCGUUGACUGCUCGUGAGAAGGUGUAUGGGAAAGGUCAGAAAGGGCUUCGGGAUGAUCAUCCUGGGAGUCGGUACAAGUAUGAUGUGUACCAGGAGGAGGAGCCGUAUGUUGAGGGUAACUAA
Molecule: messenger RNA, 1479 nt
Organism: Penicillium lagena
Lineage: Eukaryota; Fungi; Ascomycota; Eurotiomycetes; Eurotiales; Aspergillaceae
Product: xenobiotic compound monooxygenase, DszA family
Exons: 5
Coding region: 1-1479 (492 amino acids)
Molecular function (GO): monooxygenase activity; oxidoreductase activity, acting on paired donors, with incorporation or reduction of molecular oxygen
Source: RefSeq, a predicted model, not a curated record